AUGUCUUCCCUGAUUAACUGUGAAUUCUUCACAGAGGAGGCGGUGAAAGAAUUGAAAGAUGGAAAUCCCAAUUUUAAGUUUCCCACUUCCGCCCCUCUUCUCCGUUUUCUGUACGAACUCACUUGGGUUAUGGUUCGAGGGGAGUUACCGUUCCCGAAGUCUAAAGCAGCACUGGAGGCUGUGGAGUUCAAGGAUUGUGGGUUGGAGGAAGAAGUUGGUUCAGUUUUUGCUGAUAUUGUCACCCAAAUGGCGCAAGAUCUUACUAUGCCGGGUGAAUGUCGUCUUCGGCUUAUAAAACUGGCAAAAUGGCUUGUGGAAUCUGCUCUUGUGCCACUAAGAUUUUUCCAGGAACGCUGUGAGGAGGAAUUUUUGUGGGAAUCUGAAAUGAUCAAGAUAAAGGCUGCAGAUUUGAAAUCUAAAGAGGUCAGAGUAAACACUAGACUUCUUUACCAGCAAACAAAGUUCAAUCUCCUUCGAGAGGAGAGCGAGGGAUAUGCUAAACUGGUUACUCUCCUUUGUCAGGUUCCUCAAUCUUCAACAAAUAAUGGAUCAUCUGCCAUAGUGGGCAUUAUUAAGUCGCUGAUUGGACACUUUGAUCUGGAUCCAAACCGUGUCUUUGACAUUGUCUUAGAGUGCUUUGAACUUCAGCCUGAUAACAAUGUUUUCUUGGAGUUGAUUCCAAUGUUUCCCAAGUCUCAUGCCUCGCAAAUUCUUGGCUUUAAGUUCCAAUAUUACCAGCGCAUGGAAAUAACGCAUUCAACACCAGAAGGGCUUUUUCAUCUAACUGCCUUGUUGAUUAAACAGGAUUUAAUCGAUAUUGACAGCAUAUAUUGCCAUUUGCUUCCGAAGGAUGAAGAGGCUUUUGACAGUUAUAAUGCUUUCUCUGCCCGGAGACUUGAUGAGGCUAAUAAAAUUGGAAAGAUAAAUCUUGCUGCCACUGGAAAGGAUCUGAUGGACGACGAUAAACAAGGUGGUGAUGUCACAGUGGAUCUUUUUGCUGCGUUAGACAUGGAAACUGAAGCAAUUGCUGAGCGUUUGUCGGAACUCGAAAACAAUCAGACUUUGGGUUUGCUGAUGGGAUUUCUUGCAGUUGAUGACUGGUAUCAUGCACGGAUAUUAUUUGAGAGACUUUCAAGACUUAACCCAGUGGAGCAUGUUCAAAUUUGUGAUGGUUUGUUCAGGCUUAUUGAGAAGUCCAUCUCUUCAGGUUAUGAGAUAGUCCGUCAAACACAGUUUUUCAGUUAUAAUACCUCCUCUGGUGCUGGUUUUGACACUCUGGAGAGUGCAAAUUUCUCCGCAACUAGGCCCUUUAUUGAUCUUCCCACAGAGCUUUUUGAGAUGCUUGCGUCAGUGGGACCUUAUAUGUACCGAGACACUUUGUUGCUGCAGAAAGUCUGCAGGGUGCUGAGAGGUUAUUAUCUUUCCGCCUUAGAGCUGUCCACCAAUGGUGAUGGUGCUGUCAGCUCUAACAUUGUUCAUGUUGGUGGUAACCGCAAUCCUCGUCUCUACUUAAAGGAUGCUAGGUUACGGAUUGAGGGUGCCCUUGGAGCAUGUCUACUUCCUUCCUUACAGCUGAUACCUGCAAAUCCUGCUGUUGGACAAGAGAUAUGGGAACUUCUGAAUCUUCUGCCUUAUGAGGUGCGAUAUCGCUUAUAUGGUGAAUGGGAGAGAGAUGAAGAGCAACUUCCAAUGAUCUUGGCAGCCAGGCAAACAGCAAAGUUGGACACUCGGAGGAUCUUAAAGCGACUUGCAAAAGAAAACUUAAAGCAGCUUGGAAGAAUGGUUGCAAAAUUGGCUCAUGCCAACCCAAUGACAGUUUUGCGCACUAUAGUUAAUCAGGUCCUGGGUUUUAAUCUAAUACUUUAUUGCUUCUCUAUUUUUUGGAUGGAGUUUUGA
Oldenlandia corymbosa var. corymbosa is the source of this 1896-nucleotide messenger RNA. NCBI's taxonomy places the organism in Eukaryota, Viridiplantae, Streptophyta, Magnoliopsida, Gentianales, Rubiaceae. The record is from the annotation of a GenBank genome assembly.